UCAGACCGCCUCAUGAUUCGGAGGUCUUGUGCGCACUUCCCAGCGUCCAMGCGCAUUUUCCGUUUAGAUUCAGACACAGCUCUGCUUGUGGUUGGUCACAGUUGCUCUGUCGGUUGUCGCCACGUUCGUCUGUUUUAACCAAAAAGGUAACGUGAAGGGGAUUUUCUUCCGAGGUGCUAUUGUAUUUUAACACAGACUGUAGCAUGUCCGUAGCUGCAUUUGACUGCAGCCUUUGUAACCACGGUGUUUAGGACCCCGCGGACACCUAGCAGGGCGGAGGACCAAGCGGAGAUAGGUAACAUUAACCUCAGAGGACUGAUCAGAGGUCGGUUUGGAAAGCUGCCCGCUAACGCUAAUGGUUCCGCAAAGUCCUGCGGAAGCUGACCCGUAUUCAGUUGACCCAAAAACAAUUCGCUACGCACUUUUACGGCGACGAGAGCGGAUAAACAGAGGCGGCUAGCAAACAACUAGUUGACCCUAUCCGUCGUUUUGUUAUGAAGCUAAAGUUUUGGACUUUAUCCUUAAGCCCUUCCGAGCUAUCAAAAUGGCCACUGAUCAGUGUUUGGGCUAGCUGCGCCGCGCCGCUUCGAUGCGGCCAGACCCGACAUUCCUCGCAGUCUGCGGCGUAAACGUCUCCAUUCAACUCCGAUUGGUAGGGGUCACGCUAUAAACCGGAGCAGCUAUGCAGUCCAACACGACGCGGGGCUUCUUGUGGUCGGACAUAGAGACCAGGACCCUGCUGAACAUCUGGGGGGAGCAGGACAUCCAGACGGCGCUGGACGGAAACUUCCGAAACAGCUUCGUCUACCGAGACGUUUCCCGCAGGCUGGGGGCCAUGGGCUUCGAGCGGACCCCGGAGCAAUGCAGGGUCCGCAUCAAGAGCCUCAAGAGGCAGUACCUGCUAGCAAAGGAGGGCAACCUGCGAAACAACGGGCAGUACCACAAGAUCUGCAAGUUUUAUGACAUCAUGGAGGGUAUUUUGAGCAACCGGACGGUUCUGGACCCGCAGGAGCUGAUGGACAGCGGGGUCGGAGGGGAGGAGGCCGGAGAUGGGCUGGAGGAGGAUGGAGAGGAUGCUCAGGAUAGAUACUCUGAGAGCACAGGAGAGUGUCCCUAUCCUGCUGAGACUGAAGUCAAGCUGGAAUACCCUGCUGUCCCCAUCCCCAUCCCAGUUAAAGUCACAGUUGGCAAUAACAGCACCUCUGCAAAUCCGCCGAACAGUUGCAAAGUAGCUGGCAAUUUGCCGGCCAGACCGCCUAAGCGGCCCAGAAAGCGGCGUUCCAACUUCCCCAUGGAGAAGCUAAUGGAGCAGUUCCUGGAGCAGAGCGCUCAGGCCGAGGAGAACUUCUACCGCGUGGAAGAGCAGCGCCUGCAGGCGGAGGACCGGCGCCGAGAAGCGGAGCACGCCCGAGAGCUGCACAUGCUGCAGAUGUUGGCRCAGGUGUUCUCCUCAGGCAGACCCUCGUCGUCCUCGUCCGCUCCCCCCAAGCCGUCCCCUCCGGCCCGACCUCCGGUCAUCUCCAGCACUCCCCCGUCGCAGCACACCCGCGGCCCGCCGGGGCUCCUSAAGCGCCCCGCGUCCCAGACGGACUCUUUCAGCCAGCCUCCGGGCUCAGAUCCUCAGGCUUUAGGUGUCAGGUGUGGCGGCGUGUGUGAAGAGAAACUAAAAGGCGGCGCAGUGCUUGAGCGAUACUACAGCUUGGGCUCCUCAUCACUCGGAGGCAUGGAUGACGACAUCGUCUCGCUAGUAAAGAGUAUUGUUCCUCCACUCACCUCCAAGAAGCACAAAGGACAAGACGGCCGUAUUGGGAUCAUCGGGGGAUGCAAAGAUUAUACUGGAGCUCCAUACUUUGCUGCUAUCUCUGCACUGAAAGUGGGGGGUGACCUGUCGCAUGUGUUCUGCACCAAAGAUGCUGCUACGGUGAUAAAAUCCUACAGCCCUGAGCUCAUAGUGCACCCUGUUCUGGACAGUCCCAAUGCUGUGGAGGAAAUAGAAAAGUGGCUCCCGAGACUCCAUGGCCUUGUUGUGGGACCAGGUCUGGGCAGGGAAGACUUCUUACUGAAAACGGCCAAGGAAGUGAUUGAGAGGUCUAAAGCCAGGGAUAUUCCAAUAGUCAUUGAUGCAGACGGACUGUGGCUCGUCACACACCAGCCAUCGGUCAUUCAAGGCUACCAGAAGGGCAUCCUAACUCCUAACUUCAUGGAGUUCACCAGACUGUUUGAGGCACUUCACCACGAGCCCAUGAACAGCAGCGACCACCAGCGCAGCGUCAUGCAGCUCAGCGCAGCUAUGGGCAACCUCACCUUGGUGCUAAAGGGGGAGCAGGAUCUCAUCUCAGACGGCAGUAAAGUCUACUCAUGCAGUGUUGAGGGCAGCGGGAGAAGAUGUGGAGGACAAGGAGAUCUCCUGUCUGGAUCGAUGGGAGUCAUGGCGCACUGGGCUCAUGCUGCUUCAACAGCAGGACUGAUCAGAGGUAUUAACCCAUCGGUGGUCGCAGCGUUCGGCGCCUGCUCGCUGACCAGACAGUGCAACAAUCAGGCGUUUCAGCGGCACGGCAGGUCCACCACCACCUCAGACAUGAUCCAGGAGAUUAGUCCGGCCUUCAGGAAGCUGUUUGAAAACUGAAACAAUCAAACAACCAGGAAAUAUCACAAAUACUUAGUCUUAAAAUUAGCUUUCUUCAGCGAUGCUUUAAGGGAGUGGGUGGGAGUUUGGUGGAGGAAUAUACUGUACAUGAUCACAUUGUUUUAAAUGUUUUGAAUAAACCAGAAGUAAAAUUCGA
Messenger RNA from Poecilia reticulata (guppy), 2783 nucleotides. It is a transcript of the gene naxd, whose product is annotated as NAD(P)HX dehydratase. Lineage: Eukaryota; Metazoa; Chordata; Actinopteri; Cyprinodontiformes; Poeciliidae. Gene Ontology annotation, biological process: metabolite repair. Gene Ontology annotation, molecular function: ATP-dependent NAD(P)H-hydrate dehydratase activity. The record is from RefSeq and is a predicted model, not a curated record.